ACCAAGUCUACGUCAUCCGAGCCCUGGACGACAGUGCUUGUACGUCCUGAGCCAGAAAAGAAGGGGGAAAACUGAUCUGAAAGAGCAACAUUGAAGACCCCUAACGACAUUGCCGCCUCGUGCACUUGACCUCACAAAACUGAUCCUUCUCUCCCCAUUUUCCACAGGACGCCGUGUGCUUUGCGUGAUGUGCUCUUGAUCGUCCUUGUGUUUGAUUCAUCAUUCGAUUCAAUUAUUUCAAAGAUGGAUGACGAAUGGGAAUCAUUGGUUGAUGAUCAAGACCCGAAAGAGCCGGACGACGAUGAGGAACCAUCCGAGCCGGUGGCACCCGCCCCCAGUGCUCGAAUCACAGCUCAAAUGACACCUGCGAAUGCUGCUUUCCUUUCCAUUCUUCAACAAGUUCUGGUUGUUGCUCAAGCAAGUGUGAAGAAAAGUGAAGUGUUGGUCGAACGAACCCAGAGGAAUGGCCAAAAAGCGCGCGAUGAUUUGAAGGACGCAUUUGAGAGGUAUCUUCAAGCAAUCGACGAAACGACGACGAAGGAGCUUGAAAUGGUGAAAGCACACCGGGAUCUUGCGCGAGACCUUUUGACUCUCCUUGCGAAAGCGGUAACAACUGCGAAGGAGCUUGAAAUCAAAGAAGGGCGCCCCACAGCUCAGGAUUGGUAUUAUCGCCAACUGGAGGAAUCCCAGGUGGAACUAGUGACCUCGGAAGCAACGAUUGCCGACGCUAAAGCAAGCAGCAAAGAGCGACUUCAUGGACUGUUUGUUGCCUACAACGAUCUCGUUGAAGCAGUCAAAGUAGCCAACAAGGACAACACUACACUUGUCAUGAAGUAUACGGCGUUGGUGAACCACAUAUCGGCUCUCCUUGAAAAGGCGACCGAUGGCAAGCUCCUUAUCGACGAGGAUCGGGUUGCUCGCGAACUGGAAGAAACCAAGAUGGCGGCGGACAAAGCGGCAACGUUGCUGGAAGCAACAGAGAAAAGCAACCAAGAGAGACUUGAUGGACUGCUUACCGCUUUCAACGAUCUCGUUGACUCAGUCAAAGCAACAAACAAGGACGAAUUGAAAUGAAGCAAAAAUCCUUGGUGGCCCUCCUUGAAAAGGCGGAUGAUGGCAAGCUGAUUGUAGACGAGGACGGUAGUACAAUGUUAGUUUCUCCUUCUUCGUCCUCCGCAUCCUUUAUUAACUUAUUAAUUACACUUUCCCCGAAGGGAUUAUGUUCUACGUUUAGAUUUGAAAACGGUAUAUGCAAGCCUCUUGCUAGGGCUUGCCUUUAACCGUUUGUGGGUAUAGAAAAGGAUAUAUGAGAUG
This is a messenger RNA of Seminavis robusta, 1314 nucleotides long. The record is from the annotation of a GenBank genome assembly. Lineage: Eukaryota; Bacillariophyta; Bacillariophyceae; Naviculales; Naviculaceae.